This is a messenger RNA of Eurypyga helias (sunbittern), 452 nucleotides long. It is a transcript of the gene WDR55, whose product is annotated as WD repeat domain 55. NCBI's taxonomy places the organism in Eukaryota, Metazoa, Chordata, Aves, Eurypygiformes, Eurypygidae. Gene Ontology annotation, molecular function: protein binding. The record is from RefSeq and is a predicted model, not a curated record. The transcript is spliced from 5 exons. The annotation marks the transcript as partial.
ACCGUGUCGAAGGACAAGUCCAUCCACAUGCUGACAGUGGAGGAGGGACGGCUGGAAACGCGCUUCCCCAAGGCCCACAGCUCGGCUCUCAACUGCGUGCUGCCCAUCGAUCACCACGUCUUCGCCACGGGCGACGACAGCGGGGCGCUGAAGGUGUGGGACCUGAUCCUGCUGACGGCUAGCGGUGACGGCACCCUGGGCGUCUUCAACGUGAAGAGGCGGCGCUUUGAGCUGCUCUCGGAGCCACAGAACGGGGACCUGACAUCCGUGGUGCUGCUGAAGAGGGGGAAGAAGGUGGCGUGUGGCUCCAGCGAAGGCACCGUGUACCUUUUCAACUGGGACGGCUUUGGGGCUGCCAGCGACCGCUUUGCGCUGAGGGCUGAGUCUGUGGACUGCAUGGUCCCCGUCACGGAGAGCAUCAUAUGCGUGGGGUCCCUGGACGGAGUCAUUAG